CACGUUCCACGUGACCAUCAUGGCGUGUUUAUCUCGAGUAAGGGCACCUACUCUUCGACGAGCUACCAUCUCCUUCUACAGGAGAGCAUCAUCAUUUUUUAACGAUGAUUACAACCCUCCUAGGCUAAGCUAUGUAUCACCUGAAAAUGAUGUGCAUUAUGACCACAGCUUGAAGGAUCCAGAGACAUUUUGGGGACAACUUGGAGCAACACGUCUGCAGUGGCAAAAGCACUUUGAUAGAGUAAUGGACUGCAAUAUGCACGAGGGACGGCAUAAAUGGUUCUUGGGUGGACAGCUAAAUGUUUCAGAGAACUGUGUUGAUCGUCAUAUGAGAGCUAACCCUAACCGUACUGCCCUUAUAUGGGAGAAAGAUSAACCUGGUGAUGUGGAGUACGUGUCAUACAUCCAGCUUUAUGAGAUGGUAAAUCGCAUGGCCAACAUGUUUAAGAGUCAUGGCAUCACUAAGGGUAAUAUUGUAUGUAUCUACAUGCCAGUCUCUCCGCUAGCAGUGGCUGCAAUGCUGGCUUGUGCAAGAAUAGGAGCUCCUCACAGUGUUGUGUUUGCUGGAUUCAGUGCUGAUGCCUUAGCUAGUCGAAUAAAUGAUGCUCAAGCUGAGACUGUGAUAACAUCUGACCAGAUAGUUCGCGGAGGAAAAGUAUCAGAGCUGAAGAGAGUUGUGGAUGAUGCUGUCUCCAAAAGUCCYGGUGUAAAACGAGUGUUUGUUAUGAAGCGUACUGGUGGUGAUGUCCCUAUGGGGAAACUUGACAUACCUUUGGAAGAGGCUAUGUCAGAACAUUCUGUUGAAUGUGAGCCAGAAUCACUUGAUAGUGAGGAUCCCCUAUUCUUGCUAUAUACAUCUGGUAGUACAGGUCAACCCAAGGGCAUUCUACAUACCCAAGCUGGUUACCUACUCUAUGCUAAUCUCACCAUGAAGUAUUGUUUUGACURUCAAGAUGGUGACAUAUUUGGAUGCGUMGCUGACAUUGGUUGGAUCACAGGGCACUCRUAUGUAGUAUAUGGCCCCUUAUCCAAUGGGGCUACCAGCGUGCUGUUUGAAAGCACCCCAACAUAUCCUGACCCUGGUAGGUACUGGGAUAUGGUAGARMGACUCAGAAUCAAUCAGUUCUAUGGCUCACCAACUGCUGUUCGACUGCUGCUAAAGUCAGGUGACUCAUAUGUGACAAAGUAUGAUCGAUCAUCYCUCAGGGUUCUUGGAACUGUCGGGGAACCAAUCAACGACGAGGCGUGGCACUGGUAUAAUGAUGUAGUUGGAGAGAAGCGAUGCACUGUGGUCGACACUUGGUGGCAAACAGAAACUGGUGGUAUUCUAAUCUCACCAAGACCUUCAGCUUAUAAAGAACCCGUUAAACCGGAAUUUCCUAUGAGACCAUUCUUUGGAGUAGAACCGGUUUUAGUUGAUGAAAAGGGUAAAGAACUUAAAGGAAACAACGUCAAGGGAGCUUUGUGUUUCCGUUCAUCAGUGCCUGGUAUGUGUCGGUCAAUUUAUGGACAUCAUGAAAGAUACCUUGACACUUACUACAGGCCCUACCCUGGCUUUUACUUCACUGGUGAUGGUGCUCUACGUGACAUAGACGGCCACUAUAGAAUCACGGGUAGGAUGGAUGACGUCAUUAAUGUUAGUGGCAAGAGACUGGGGACAGCAGAAGUAGAAGAUGCUAUGGACAAUCAUGAAGCAGUAGCGGAAACAGCUGUGGUUGGAUUCCCGCAUCCAGUCAAGGGCGAAGGAAUUUAUGCUUAUGCGACCCUAAAAGACAACGCUGACAUCACACCAGAACAGCUACGAGCAGAUCUCAAACAGAUUGUACGGGCUAAGAUCGGGGCAUUUGCAGUCCCUGAAAUUAUCCAGGUAGUUCCAGGUCUCCCUAAGACGCGGUCAGGGAAGAUUAUGCGCCGUAUUCUACGCAAAGUAGCCCAGGACAAACCUGACGAGCUUGGAGACGUGUCCACGCUGGCUGAUCCAUCUGUUGUCGAAACAAUAGUACAACAACACACCGAGGUUAUGGAACGAGUUCGAAAGAAUCAAAAGUGAUUGAUAGCUGUCAGUCAACAAGUGACAUAAAUAUAUAUUUGUACAAAUAGGAGUCAUUGUUAGCGGGAUUGUUUCGAGAAGGCUUAGUCAGAGGAACAAAUAAUUCAAAUAGAUAGCGGGACUUCUACCUCUUUCUCCCAUGCGUCUAAUGUACACUGCAUGUCUCUAAGGAAGUCGACCUUCUUUUGAUGGGGAGUUCUAAACAAGAAAUAAUGUAGGGAUCGGGACGAUUGAUGGCUUGCAGAAAAUGUUUUACGGUUGGUUUUGUAUCAAUCAUUAGUUCAACGCACUUGUACUAUGAAACACAAUCAAAGAAGUAGUAACUUUUAAUUUUUAUUUACUGACUACAAUUGUAUGUAAUAGUAGAUAUMAUUGAACCARAACAAUUCWURAAAACAAAAGGUAAUACACAAGAGACUUGGAAACUACACAACCUGAACGUGAUAUCUACCAUUAGUCAGUGAAUAGAUAUUAAUAGUUACCGUUGACUCCAAGAGACCGGCCUGUUCAAAUCAUGCUAAAAAGUAUUAAAGUAUUUUUWUUCAAAA
Messenger RNA from Exaiptasia diaphana, 2598 nucleotides. Its product is annotated as acetyl-coenzyme A synthetase 2-like, mitochondrial. Lineage: Eukaryota; Metazoa; Cnidaria; Anthozoa; Actiniaria; Aiptasiidae. The record is from RefSeq and is a predicted model, not a curated record. The transcript has 14 exons. Gene Ontology annotation, molecular function: AMP binding; acetyl-CoA synthetase activity. Bases 20 to 2050 code for a protein of 676 amino acids. Gene Ontology annotation, cellular component: mitochondrion.